AUGGCCAGAGAAGAUAAUUUUACGAAGAGACUCAGUAGACUAUUCAGAAGCGUUCGAAAACGCCCAGAAAAAAACGAUCUCAAAAAUUCAGCACAUCAACAACAAGCUGCUAUAGAAGCAAGAACUUUAUCGACCGCUGAGCAAUUCCAACAAAACACGCAAAAGGAGCUGAUCGACCGGCUGCGGGCCGAGAUCCGGGACAAAGAUGCAAUCAUAGAAGAAAAGAACGAGCAGAUCAAAAAGCUGCAGGAUGUUCUCAUCGAAUACGCGAAAAGCGAUGACGAGACACAAAUCGUCCAGUAUGACGAUUCCGACGCCAACUCGCCUUUGAUCAUCAAGGGCCAGGGACAGAAGGGCAAACAGGCUCUCUCGGCGGAACCAGCAUCAGCCGGAAACGAAGCUCCAGAGAAGCUAAAAACAAGUCCAAAAACUGAGGGUGAAAAGAAAUUCAUCAGAAAUGCACUCUCUUCGAAUUUGUUUCUCAAAGGCUUGUCUCUCAGACAGCUGGAUUUGUUGGCCGAUUAUAUGAAGCAGCAGUUCUUCAGUGAUAAUGAAAGUAUUAUUACUGAAGGAGAGCUCGGAUCUUCAAUGUACGUCCUCUCCGAUGGCGUCCUAGAAGUCCGAAAAGACAACCGAAUCCUAAAAGUCAUCAACGAAGGAGAAGUUUUUGGCGAACUCGCGAUCCUGUACCACUGCAAAAGAACAGCAAGCGUCAUUACGAGAGAAAAAUGCAGAAUAUGGAGUCUUUCGAGAACGGUAUUCCAGCACAUCAUCAAAACCUCAGGCAAAGAGGAACUGGACAAGCGGCUAAAAUAUCUGUCGACCGUAGAUCAGCUGAAAUUCCUGUCAAAACGAAAUUUACACAAAAUCGUCGAUUUAUUGGAGGAGGAAACGUUCUCCGCAGGAGAUACGAUCAUUCACCAGGGGGCGCAUGGGAACACUUUCUACGUUAUUUCAGAAGGAACUGUUAGGAUAACCAUAACUGAUGAUAAAGGCGAAGAAAAGACCUUGCGCGAAAUGGGCAAAGGAAAUUAUUUCGGUGAAAUGGCUCUUCUCAGCGAAACCACUGAUAAGCGAUCUGCCACUGUUUCCUGCGUCACUGCUGUUUCUUGCUAUACUCUUGAUCGGGAGCCCUUCCGAAAGCUCAUCGGAAACGUCGCGGAAAAGGACUGGAACAAUCCGAGCUCUGGAAAAAUGUCUGUCGAUAGUCUUCAACACAAAGCUUCUCAGCUUCAUUCUUUCGGAAACUCCAUCCAUACUCAAUACGAGCUGGACGAGUUGGAACUGAUUACGACCAUCGGAGUCGGUGCAUUCGGAAGAGUAGAGCUCGUCCGCCCCGUUGGCGACGAAAACCACUCCUAUGCCCUCAAGCGAAUGACCAAAUCAAGAAUCGUGGAGCACGAGCAACAAGAACACAUAAAAGCCGAGCGAGCUCUUUUGAUGCGUCUCUCCAACGACUUUAUCGUCAAGUGCUAUCAAUCAUUUCGGGACAGAAAAUAUGUUUACCUGUUGCUGGAUGCCUGUCUGGGAGGAGAAGUUUGGACGAUGAUUCAAAAUCAAGGCCCUUUUAAUGAGCGCCAAGCCCAAUUCGUCGUCGGCUGCGUGCUAGAAGCAAUCGAUUAUCUGCACUCGUGGGGCAUCGUUUACAGAGAUCUCAAGCCCGAAAACUUAAUGACAGACGACCAAGGAUACGUGAAACUUGUUGACUUUGGCUUUGCUAAACAAAUUGGACACAAGAAUAAGACCUGGACGUUCUGUGGUACUCCUGAAUACGUCUGCCCAGAAAUCCUGCUCAAUACAGGUCACGAUCUCACCGCCGAUCUUUGGGCAAUGGGCUGUCUCAUCUUCGAAAUUCUCUCCGGGCGCCCGCCAUUUUCCGUCAAAAGCGGCAACCAGCUCGAAAUUUAUCGAAAUAUUCUGAAUGGAAUUGAUGCGCUUGAAUUUCCCGAUCGAAUUUCAAGAACGCCGAGGCAUUUUAUCAAGAAGCUUUGUCGCAAAACGCCGAGAGAGAGGCUUGGAGCGGGAAAAGAUGGAAUUGAAGAAAUCAAGAAGCAAAAAUGGCUUGCGGCAAUGAACUGGAAUGCGCUAAGAGGGAGGACUCUUAUUUCUCCGAUUCGACAACCGUACAAUGGACCAUCUGACGCUAGAAACUUCGAUAUGUUCAAUCCCGAAACUGACGAACCGCCAGAUGAGACUUCUGGCUGGGACGAAGACUUUUAG
Molecule: messenger RNA, 2220 nt
Organism: Oikopleura dioica
Lineage: Eukaryota; Metazoa; Chordata; Appendicularia; Copelata; Oikopleuridae
Source: the annotation of a GenBank genome assembly